AGGCUUUUAAACGUUUUAUGAACAUAGGUGGGCAAAGAACGUUUAUGAAGACAGUGAAACGUUUGCUUGUUGCCGUUAGAUGAGUAACUGACUGGCUAUAUACUGUAUGUAAUAUUUGUAUCUGACACUUUAUAUAUACGUAGCAAAUACCUGCCAUUAUUAAAUAUUAUUAAUAAAUAAUACAAUCAAGCUAAAUGAUCUGAACGAUAUUUAUCGAAACUCUAGGCAAGCAUACGAAAUCGUUUCGGAACCUCUACAUUCUCUCGGCUGCCCGAGGCAAGGGAAAAUGACAGAGCUACACGACGGAGGCAGCAAAGUUAUCUUUCCAAGCAGUGCCAGUGUGGACAAGAUCGUCAAGGUUGAGAACAUGAGCAAGUCAAUGGAGUUACCACAUGAUAUCAAUGACAACGAGAAGUGCCGUGACGUAGGACUUACCAGCGACGGUGACGGAGAGAUGAGACCUCCUGACGGUGGCUGGGGCUGGCUUGUUGCUCUUGGCACCUUCAUCAUCAGCUUGCUGAUCCCGAUGAUUAUGCCGUGCUUUGGGGUGCUCUUCUCACAUUACCUGAUAGAGGAAGGAGCGACCUCGACCACCACAGCCUGGAUCUUCAGCGUCCAGUGCUUCAUCUGGAACAUAAUGGCACUGGUUACGCGGCCGCUCAUCGGAGAGUUAGGCUGGAGGAAGGUCGGAAUCUUAAGCUCUGUGUUGACCAGCAUCGCCUUCGUUAUCUCUGCCUUUUCUCCUUGUCCUGAGUUCCUUUUCUUCUCGAUUUCUCUCUUAAGUGGUAUCGGCGCAGGGAUUGCGGUGAGUUUGUGCUUCAUUAUAUUGCCACUUUACUUCGAUCGCAAGCGCGGAGUGGCUAACUCUAUAAUGAUGGCUGGGAUCUGCAUGGGCCAAAUUGUGGGGCCACCAGUCGCUCGCUUCCUGCAAGACGAGUACGGCUUUAAAGGAGCAACUUUGAUCAUUGGAGCCCUCAUUCUUAACAGCUGUGUGGGAGCUUGUUUCUUUCAUCCAGUCGAAUGGCACUUAAAAAAAACUCGUCGAGAGGCAGUGAGUCUUCCUCAGGAGGAUGAAGCGUUGCUGUGUGAGCAGAACGCCAAAAGAAACUCAGCUGCCUCGAACUCACAGAUAUCAUGUAACGAGAGUAAAGGUGACCAGGACUUGAUGCCAUUUGCUAUGUUAAAGAAGCAACGCGGAGGACUACACAGUGCCGAAGCUUCGAGCAUUUCUCGAAACAGCUCGUCUCUCUGUAUAUCAACAAUAGACAUAGCCGGCGUCGGAACUAUACCCGUCAGUGAAUUAAUUGAAGAACCAUAUCCCUACGUCCAGGAUUCCAACAGAUCCUCUUCGUUUUGCAUUUCCAAAACUUUUCUCAGAAUAGUCCGCGGCACUGCUAAAGAUCUAACUAUUCUUCGUUCUCCAAGAGUCUGCAUCCUUGCUCUAAACGGAACCUGUUUCCUCAACGGAUACUUCAACUUUAUGAUGAUUGUGCCCUUUGCGAUGCAGGCUGCCGGGCGUAGUCUGGAGGACUCGGCUUGGUGCAUCUCCAUCUCAUCUAUCUGUAACCUUCUCUUGAGAGUGGUGGUGUCUUCGCUCUCAGACUUCCCAAGGUUCAACAAGCGCGCCUGCUAUGUCUCCGGCUUUGUCGUAACUUCACUUACCAUGUUCACGUUCCCGUUACUGGUGGAGCUGAGGUGGCAGAUCUUAACGAUGGCUGGGUUCGGCUGCGGUAUCGGGGCCACCAUGGGUCUCUAUACGAUCACCAUGAUCGAUGUUAUGGGUUUAGACAGCCUGGCCCCCGUGUUUGGAGCCACCAGCUUCGCUGUGGCCUUCGGAUUCCUCUGCUUCGGACCCAUGAUAGGUAUAGUAACAGCAGCAGCAGCAGCAGCAGCGGCGGCGGCGGCGGCAGCAGCAGUAGUAGUGGUAGUAGUACUAGUAGUAGUAGUAGUAGUAGCACAGUAGUAGUAGUAGUAGUAG
Messenger RNA from Cherax quadricarinatus, 1978 nucleotides. Lineage: Eukaryota; Metazoa; Arthropoda; Malacostraca; Decapoda; Parastacidae. The record is from RefSeq and is a predicted model, not a curated record.